Lycium barbarum (goji berry) is the source of this 1116-nucleotide messenger RNA. RefSeq lists its product as uncharacterized. NCBI's taxonomy places the organism in Eukaryota, Viridiplantae, Streptophyta, Magnoliopsida, Solanales, Solanaceae. Gene Ontology annotation, molecular function: nucleic acid binding; RNA-DNA hybrid ribonuclease activity. The record is from RefSeq and is a predicted model, not a curated record. Bases 1 to 1116 code for a protein of 371 amino acids. The transcript has 3 exons.
AUGGGAAUGCCCUCUUCUGGUGGGACUCUUGGACAUCAUUUGGACCUCUCACAUAUUUGGUUUAACCACUUGGUGAAACCUGCUUCAUCUUAUAAAAUACAUAGACAAAAAAGAUCUGUCAUGCCUCAGUCCAAAGAAAUUUGGAGUAAAGGUUUGCCAUUUCAAAUUUCCUUUUUCAUGUGGAGACUUACUAAAAAGGAACUUCCUUUUGAUGAUACUCUUACCAGGUUUAGAAUUCAACCAGAUACUAGAUGUAUAUGUUGUAGAGUGGACAAAAAAGAAAAUCUCAAUCAUGUAUUUGCUAGGAGUGAUCUGGCUAUCAGAGCAUGGAGAAUGGCCUCAGACCCUCUGGGCAUCAGCUACAGGCACUCUAAUGUGACAGAAAUAUUGAAAAACCGGUGGGAUAGGAAGCCUAUUAAUGUGGCAAGAUGCACAAAGAAAUAUGACAACAAGAAUACUUCCAAUGCAAGAAUCAAGCAGAAGCUCCUAUUCCAAAUCAAGAUAACUCUAGGCAAGAUUUUCAGCAAAAUGAAUGAAGAUUGGAACUGGGAGUUUGUCUGUGACAUAGUCAUCAACUAUAGAACAAGAAUAUCCAGCAAAUUGGUCCAGUGGGAAUGCCCCGAGCAGUACUCAUUUAUUUUGAACACUGGUGGCAGUUGUUAUCCCUCUUUAACCAGAGCUGGGGCAGGAGGAAUUAUUAGAAAGAGAAAUGGGGAUAUGGUUAUGGCUUUUGCUAAACCACUCCAAUUCUUAACUAACAAUUCCAGUGAACUCCAAGCUACUCUAUAUGGUUUAAAGUGGUGUCAUUUUCAUAAUCUUUCUGAUUUCAUAAUGCAAUUGGAUUCUCUGUUUGUUGUGCAGAUGAUUCAAGGUAAAGGCAAAGUCCCUUGGAAUUUUCAAAAACUGAUUGAAGAGAUGAAGAAGAUUGUCAACCAAAGAAGGGUCAAAGUGUCUCACUGUUAUAGAGAAGCUAACCUGGUGGCUGAUGCACUGUCCAAGCUUUUCAAUAAUCUUGAUCAAGAAGUUGUAGGACCUCUUCGCAUGGACAAAAUGGGAUUCCCCUCAUUCAGAAUUAGGCCUGCAAAGCAUACAGGGUGGUACUUUGAACCACCUUAG